AUGGCGGGCCGUCUCCAGGACGUCGCGUUCGGAUUAUGCCGCACUGCUGUGCUCAUCGCGCGGAUCACAGACAAGGAUCCGGGAUCGCUCACGAUCUCGAUGGGCGACGCGCGCAUCUACAAGAAUCACGUUGAUGGCAUGAAGGAGCAGAUCGCGCGCACACCAUCCGACCCGCCGCGACUCACCAUCGGGAGGAAACCCAUGCUGGAUGACGUGCACACCGAAGACUUUGUUUUGACGGGCUAUUCCCUGCAGCCGACCAUAAAAUUCAGGAUGGCCAUCUGA
Molecule: messenger RNA, 285 nt
Organism: Acanthamoeba castellanii str. Neff
Lineage: Eukaryota; Discosea; Longamoebia; Acanthamoebidae
Product: thymidylate synthase
Exons: 1
Coding region: 1-285 (94 amino acids)
Biological process (GO): dTMP biosynthetic process
Cellular component (GO): mitochondrion; cytosol
Molecular function (GO): thymidylate synthase activity
Source: RefSeq, a predicted model, not a curated record